CGCAAUCGACGGGCCCCGUCGCAGAGACAUCUCGCGCCGUCGCCGCAGAUCGAGCCCGGUCGGUACCUCUUCCGUCAUCGCUGGUCAUAUCGCGCGUGUAUCACGCCAUACCUCGCGACCGUCGUUAUCGCGCAUCGUCCGAUCUGCGGCAAUUGCGUACCGGCGGUCUUCCAGCCGUCCGACACGUUAGCGAUAACCCCCUCCCCCCCUCCCUCGUCACCCAUCCAGGGACACACCGGAGACCAUCCCAGGGAUAGUGACGACGGUGUUUUUCUAUACCAAUAGCCGCGGUUACGUACACGCGCAUUACGAUGAUAUCGCGAUAGCCACAGCGACCGUACCGCGGUAACCGACACCUGAGCGUCACCACUAUACCACCAAACCCUGCCCGAAACCCAUCAGAGACCUGACGACGACGGCGACAAAAACGAUCCCGGUUAACGGCUUUCCGACGGCGGCGGUCGUCGCGUCGCACAGCCGCAGCGCCCGCGUACGCCACUCGCGAUGGACCACCGCGGCCGCGGCCAGCUAAACGGCUGCGUCCCGGCGGCGGUCUCUGACGGCGGUUCCGGUCGUACCGGCGGCGGCGGCUGCGGCACCAUCAUCUGCCGUACCGGUACCGGUCACGUCGCCAGCAGUGCGCGCGCGGACAACAGCGGUACCGGCGCCGCGGGAAGCGGUGCGGGCAUCGGCAGCGACAUCACCUGCAGCACUGGUACCUGCAGCGGCAGCGGUCCGACCACGGAAACGCUCGUCCGACGCCGACGCGAGAUCUGUUGGGUUUUGCGGUCGGGUCGUAUUUUCGCGUAAGGAUCGUAUGGUGUUUGGCUUUAGGGCUGGCUGCGAUAAUGUGGCACUCGGGUGGAAUGGGCAGCCACGGCGGUGGCUGGAUGAAGCUGAUGGGAAUGGUGCACAGGGACCGGAGAUCGGCGCAACGGCACGUACAGGACGCCGCUACAGCAUUGCUGGCUCCCAUCGACAGGUCGCUGCCGAAACUCAGUACCCAAGACGAAGACGGCUGUGGUCCAGGGGCAAAUCUUGGCACAGGCCUCACACACGGUCAUCCUCAACACUGUUCGGGGAGCGCGACAUUCGAACCGAUACCGCACGACCACGACUUCUGCGAAAGAGUUACAAUCAACGUGAGCGGUAUGAGGUUCGAGACGCAGCUGCGGACGUUGAACCAGUUCCCGGAUACGCUGCUGGGCGACCCGUGUCGAAGGAUGCGGUACUUCGAUCCACUGCGCAACGAGUACUUCUUCGACAGGAACCGGCCGACGUUCGACGCCAUACUCUACUAUUACCAGAGCGGCGGCCGGCUGAGGAGGCCAACUACGGUGCCGUUGGACGUGUUCUCCGAGGAGAUAAAGUUCUACGAGCUUGGCGAACUGGCCACCAAUAAAUUUAGGGAAGAAGAGGGUUUUAUAAAAGAAGAAGAGAAACCACUGCCAAAGCCCGAGUUCCAGCGGAAGGUGUGGCUGCUGUUCGAGUACCCGGAGAGCUCUCAAGCCGCCCGGGUGGUGGCCAUCAUAUCCGUGUUCGUUAUACUACUGUCCAUCGUUAUAUUCUGCCUGGAAACGUUGCCAGAGUUCAAACACUACAAGGUGUUCAACACGACGACCAACGGUACGAAGAUCGAGGAGGACGAGGUGCCUGACAUCACCGACCCGUUCUUCUUGAUCGAGACCAUUUGCAUCGUGUGGUUCACGUUCGAGCUGUCCGUCCGCUUUCUCGCCUGCCCCAACAAGUUGCACUUCUUCAAAGACGUGAUGAACACGAUCGACAUAAUCGCUAUAAUACCGUACUUCAUCACGUUGGCCACGGUAAUUGCCGAGGAGGAGGACCCCACGAUGAACCUGCCCAAGGCGCCGCAGAACCCGCAGGACAAGAGCACCAACCAGGCCAUGUCACUGGCCAUACUCAGGGUCAUCAGGCUCGUGAGGGUUUUCAGGAUAUUCAAACUGUCCCGACAUUCCAAGGGAUUGCAAAUUCUCGGGCGCACCCUGAAAGCCUCAAUGCGAGAACUGGGAUUGCUCAUAUUUUUCUUGUUUAUCGGAGUGGUGCUGUUCUCGAGCACCGUGUACUUCGCCGAGGCGGGUUCCGAUCAGUCGUUUUUCAAGUCCAUCCCGGACGCGUUCUGGUGGGCCGUGGUCACCAUGACGACAGUCGGAUACGGUGACAUGAGACCAGUGGGCGUGUGGGGGAAAAUUGUCGGUUCGCUGUGCGCGAUUGCCGGCGUGCUCACAAUCGCACUGCCCGUGCCCGUCAUCGUGUCCAACUUCAACUAUUUCUAUCACAGAGAGACUGACCAAGAAGACAUGCAAUCGCAGAACUUCAACCACGUCACCAGCUGUCCUUAUCUUCCCGGUACUUUAGGUCAACACAUGGUGAAAUAUCCGUCGGGUGGCGACUCGACGUCGGACCUGAUGGACUUGGAGUCGGCCGACAAUUGUCUGCUGGACGCGGAGCUGGACGAACCGCCACUGUCGUUGCCGCCGCCGCAGCAACCCAAAAAGUUCAACAGCUGCGCCACCGUGGUCAGGCUCAACAACAACAGCAUCAAGAGGUUCAGUGUCGAAACUGACGUCUGACUAGCAGUAUUCAAAUUGCAAUCCGGCGGCCGUCCAGGUCUCCAAACGCCUAUAAGGUGCUGUGCUGUGAUAGCUAAGAUGUUUCCUUCGUUAAGUUACCUCCGACAAGUUUAUUUAUAAUAUUUUUUUAAGCGAAUAUUAAUAACGAUAAUAAAAAUUGUACUCGGAAUCUCACUCUUUUGAGGGGAUAAUUUUCUAAUAAUAUAUUGAGCCAAUAUAAUAAUAUUUAAUACAUAAUACUGCAAUUAUUAUUAUCCACAGCCGUGAGGAAAAAAAUACAAUAAACGAAUCGUCUCAAAUUGUUUUAUUUCAAAUUGUACGGGUUUUAAUACUAUAUAUUAUAUAUACAUUAUAUAUAUACUAUAUAUAUAUAUACUGUACCUAUAUACCGAUAAGCCUUAUUUGACUGGAUUAAAAAAAAAAUAUUUCUUAUACGUAUUUCAUUUAUUUUAUUUUUUAUCUUAUAAGCCACCGCUGAAAAACAUACGAAAACUAUAUGAAAACAUAACGCGUUGGAGAUGUGAGAGCUAUUACAUUUUUUUAAAUACGAUUUUUUCCUUUUUUAUAAUGUAAAAUCUGUACCGAUUAUAAAUUCUCGCAAAAUUCUUAUUAUGAUAUUUUUGAUCGCCUGUAGUGUCUAUUACCUACCAAUAUAAUAAUUAAUAAGUUAUUAGUCGCGAGUCUUCCGCGUUAGAAUAAUAAUAAUAAUAAUAAUAAUAAUAAUAAUAGUUAUAAUAGUAAUAAUAAUAACAGUGACAAUAACGAUGUCACAUUAUAUUUACUAUGACUCUUUUUAAUUUUGUAUUAAUUAAUACGCCAGCGUUUUUACCGUCGUGCACACUGUAUACUGUAAUAAUACAAACAAUGAUGAAUCCGUUUAAACAGACAUAUUUUGGAAAAUCAAAAUAAUUGUCAAUCAAAAAUUGUUUUGCGCCCGUAAUGUCGGAAGAAUUGUAGGGAACGCGACAAGGACAUAAAAGUAAAUAAUAUUGUUAUUAUAUUAUAUUUUUGUCGAUCGAUUCGCACCUGUAUCUAUACUAUACGAGUAUGAAGUCAGGACCAAAAUCAAUAGGUCUGUUUUAAAGAUAGAUUUGUGUAUAAUAAAUAAUAUUAAUAAACAUUAAUAUUAAUAUUAUUAUUAUUAUUAUUAUUAUUAUCAUCGUUUCUAUGGUGGGGGAGGUACCUAAUCCGUUUUCGAUGGACUCACGUAUUUCAUAAUCGAUAACUUUAAGUCGAUCAAUAAUAAUAAUAAUAAUAAUAAUAUGAUAUAUUAUUCUCCGUUCGUACAACACGACACGUAUAUAUCUGUAGGUGGUAUACGCGUUUACCGCGUUUUAACCAAGCAAUGGCGCACAACAUUUCACCCGUCAAAAACGUUCAGCAACAAAACGUCAAAAUAAUAUUAUUUAAUAACAUCAUACAAUAGCUAGGUGUACGGCCGUCGUUGUACAACAACAAUAACAAUAAUAUAUUUUAUGAAAACGCGAAUCGAUUUAGGCCGUCGAAAAGUCAUCGAAACGACCACCACCCUUUUCAGCUAUAUUUUACGUAGUCGUCUGUCGUCGUUUUGAUUUUUAUAUUAAUUAUCGUAAUAACAACAAUAAUAUAAUAAAACAGUAGGUACGACUUUAACAGCUGCAUUUAUAGGCGAAGUUUACAAUACGAGCGCAUGUUUGUAAUGGUGUAAUCGCGCUAAGGAUUUUUUUGAUUUUGUUCCGUUUUUAAAAAAAGGCUAUAAUUCUACGAUCGGGCAACCGCAAACAGAAUUUCUUUUUUGGUACUUUUUCGUGUGGGAAAAAAACGGAUUACAGGGUAAUUUGAUACAGUCUGUCGGAAACAUUAUUGAUAUUAAAUACCGCGCCGAGCGUUAUUGCAUUAUUUUUUUCCUCGUGUCGGUCAAAAGUAUUCACAAUCACAAUCAAUCAUUAUCAUCAUCAUAAUCAUCAUCGUCAUAAUAAUAAUAAUAAUAAUAAUCAUCACAAAUAUUUUCAAUAUUAAGCAGGCAACACUAUACUAAUUAAAUCUAAACCCUAAUAUUCCAUUUUUUACGAUACGGCCUAAAUCGACAUACUCGCAAUCGCAUAUAAUAUAUAUUAUUAGUUAUGAUGUAUUAUACAUAGGCACCUAGUUACUGAUUAUAUAUUAUUAUAAUGAUUAUACCAUCGUGCUGAUCGCUCUGACAAUAGGAUUUUUCAUUGAAACCCCUUUUGUAUUGUGUUAUCGGUUCGAACACGUCGACGUCAGACGAAUAAAACCAUAAUUAAUUGAUUUAAAAACAAACUUUAACGUCUUAUUUAACGACGAUAGGGUGGAAACUAAAAGACGCAGUUUCCGGCAUUGCCCAGACUAACCACGAUUUAGUCCCUAAAACGACUUUUGAUCCAAAUUUUUCAACACGUUUCAACGCGAUAAAUUAUGUCGAUAUCAGCCGCGGUCAUCACAGAGGCUGUACACAGUGUUUGUCCCCGUCAAUCACUUCUUUUUCCAUCGGAUACUUUUGAAUUAUGGUUUUGGACAAUUAUUGUCCUGCUUUAUUAGAUUUCCGCGAUUGUAAAAAUUUAUAAAACUUCAAGUAAAAAAAAAUUUUAAUUAUCACGUUAUUUAAUGCCAACAAUAAUAAUUAUACGCGUAACCAAUUUAUGUACAUAUUUUAAAAGUUUAAUUACUAAUUUUUAUUAAGUACUCACUCAAAAAAGUGUAUAUAAUAUUAUUAUACAUUCGUUUCAAAGUUUACUUGAUAGCUGGUUGGGGAGUGCCAACAAUAUAAAUUUAUUAUAUAAUAUAAAGGAUAUUUAUGUAAGUACUACAAUAAAAAUGCUCUAAAAUCUAUCAAAAAUCUUUUCAAAAAAUAUCCAAAAAAUCCUUUUGACCGUACUAAUAACCUAGUUCUUAUUUUUAUUUAUUACAAAAAAAAAACAAUGUAAGUAAUACAUUUUUUAAUAUUUCAGUAAGUUUGUUAAUAAUUCUAUAGUUAAAAACUCAUUGGCGAAGACAUUUUUCGGUGAUCAACAUCAUCUUGGAGGUGUAUUAUUCAUUCUUUAACCAUACACAAAUAUGAAAACCAAGAUUAUAUGUUAAAUAUAGGUAUAUAGUUUAUAUUAUCUAGGUACGACUAGGUAUUUUAUAGUUGUUAAAUUAUGAGCAUUGCAUUAAACCUAACAACAUGUCUCGAGUUGCAUUUUUCUUGAGCACCACUCAACCCUCACAAAAAAAAAAUAAUUCAAAUACUAGGCCCUACCAUAUAAUUAUUGGUGGGCUGGUUAGUACGAGGACAAUCACUGUGUAAACGCCUUGCAGUUAAUACGAUAUUAUUGUUGUCAUUUAAAAUUCACUAAAUUUAGCUUCACGAUAUAGUUAUAAUAAUUCACGAUGUAGGCUGCAAUAGUAUAUUAUUAUUAUUAUUAUUAUUAUUAUAAUUGUAAUUUAUUACGCGAUUUGCUUUCCAUGCUGUUCAAACGGUACUCAACCAAGAAAAAUUAAGACAUGCGCCUCCACGCGACGCGAAGGGUUUAUUAUUAUAUUAUUAUACUUACCUAUAUUAUUAUAAUAUAUUAUUGUAUACGUGCAUAGGUGCCUAUGGUGUGAACGAUUUAAGCUUUUUGUAUAAACCUAUAUAUAUAUUAUAUAAUGAUAAUAAUAAUGGUAUUGAGUAUAACACAUUUUUUGUACUGGUAUUUAUAUUAUAUUAUAUAGGUAUUACCUAACGUUUUCUUUACCGAUGUAUUCAUUUAUUUAUUAUUAUUAUUAAAAUUGUAUUAUUAUUGUUAUAAUAUUAUUAUUAUUAUUACUACUAUUACUAAUAUCGCCGGACGAAUAAAUCACUAUUAUUAUUAUUAUUAUUAUUGUUAUUAUGGUUUUAUUUGACCUAUUAUACGUUAAAUAAUUGAUGAAAAAAACACGUGUGCAACUUCUAUAUAUUAUUAAAUAUAAUAAUAUAAUAUAAUAUGUAUACAAUAAUAAUAAUAAUAAUAAUAAUAUUUAAUACUUUAUUGUUAUACAAUCAACCAGAGCGUGUUAUUAUUUAAUAAACUUGUCAAUUGCAACGGAUUGGAAAAAAAAGGCUGCACAAUUAAUAUUAUUGUUAAUAUAAUAUUACAUAGAGAUUAGAAUGAUUUUUGAUUUUUUUUUUUUUUAAUAACGAGAAUAAGACGAAAAAACUUUUUUUCACAAAAUGAUUGGUCGGUUUUUUUUACAUCGCAAACGAUACAACCGCAGACGAAAACACGUUUUUUAUUUUUCACACGACCGUCGAUGAUUUUUCUUUUUCGAUAAACCUAUCUACAACACUCGUAUCGUUCGGCCAUGCGGAUUUUAUGCGAUUUUUGUGCGAAAAUAAAAGCUUUUUUACUGCACUUCUUUGUCGUUAUUUUGAAUAGUUGUCUUAAUGCUAUAUAUUCUGCAGAUAUAUUCUAAGGGAGUAAGAAAUAUAUUAAAUUAAAUGCAACGAAAAAAAAAUUAACGUUAAAUACGUUAAAAUUAAAUUAAUAUAAUACUAAAAUACGAUUUAAAUAUUAUAAAAUAUUAUUUUAAAAAAAAUUUGAUUUUCCAAAUAAAAUUUCAUAUUAAUAAUUAUUAUUAUCGACAAUCUUUAUGUGUAUUCUGAAACGAUUAAUCGGUGCAAAACGCGAGUCGCGCUGUCUUCAUAUACUUAUUAUAUUAUAAUAUUCUUAUAAAAUGUGUUUGUAUAUGAUGCGCGCGAAUAUAGGUACUACGCUUCGCGGGUUUUAGUAUUAAAAUAUAUUAUCUGAUAUUUCGAUUGAAAAACAUUACCUACAAUUUAUAAUAAUAUAUUAUAUAAGUAUAGGUAAUAUAAUAUAAUAUUAUCAAAACACAUCACACAUCAGAUUGAUUAUGAUUGAUAUUAUUAUAUUAAUAGUUUUGCGUGGGAAAAGGCAAUAAUAUAGUAACUAUAUAGUAUAAUAUUUUUUUGUCAAUCUAUUUAUUCGAUUUUUUUGAUUUUUUACUUUUAAGAAGUUUUUUAGACUAUAAUAUUAUAUUAUAAUAAUAAUAUCUGUCCCUAAACCUGUGUUCUUAAGCCCGUAAGUCCACACGCGUAGUGCGCAUGCCUAUAAUAUUAUUAUACCUAAUUAUGUUUAUAAUAGGUACCCACCGCUAUAUAUUAUAAAAGCAUCGGCACUCGGAAAUCUGUAAACGAGUCGAGUGUUUUUAUUAAAAUAUAAUAAUUAAAUUCUUAUUAAUAUUAUCUCUAUACCUACCUACCUUCCUACCUACCUACGUAUAAUAAUAAUUAUCGAUCUAAAUCCGAAUACUAUGGUAUAAUAAUAGUAUGGUCGCAUCUGAGUUUUCGAGGGGAAAUGAACACAUUAUAAUAUUAUAAUCAUUAAUAAUUAUUUGUUUCUAUUUUAUUUAUUGCUAUAAUGCUAUUUCCUGUAAAAAAAAAGAAAAGUCCAUCCAAAACGAGUAACAAUCCCGAGACACGCGUUUUACACUCGUUUCGUUCGUUGCGUUCUUCCUAUAAUAUAUUUCUAUAGAAUAUUAUUAUUAUAAUUAUUAUAUAUUUCUAUGCGAUGAAUAAUAAUAAUAAUAAUAAUAAUUAUUGUUAUGUAUCAAUAAUACAUUUUUGUCCUCUCAUCAUCAUUAUCGUUAUCAUUAUUGUUGUUGUUGUUAUUGUUAUUUAUUAUUAUUAUUAUUGUUAUUAUUACAAUAUUACUACUACUACUACUACUACUAAUAGUGUCGUUAUCUGACUUUUUUUGUGGGCGUUUGCCAAUCGUCCGAGACUAUUUUUCUCUUAAACUAUUACAUUAUAUUGUAAAAUAAUAAUAAUAUAAUAUAUUAUUAUUAUCAAAGUAGAUAAAUGCACAUACUGCAGCUGCAUACUGCAUUUUUCGACGCGUAGAUCGUUGUUGUUGAAUUACAUUAUAUAAAAUGCAUUUUAUCCGCGCGCCGGAUAUUGUGACGAGAACGAAACGAAAUAAUAUUGUAAUGACGAUGAUAAUAAUGACAGUUAUAAUAAUAAUAAUAAUGAUAAUGAUAAUAAUUAAUAAUGAAAACGUUGAGUAAAAACCAAACGAAAAUAAUUAUAAUAAUACUAUGGUACCCAAUAAUAUAAAAACGAAAAAUCAAUAAUACAAUUUAAAAACUACUAAUAUCGACGAGAUAAUUAUUAUUUAUAUAUUAUAAAUUAUAAUAUAGGUGAAAAUAAUACACAUAAUUAUUAUUAUUAUUAUUAUUACUAUUGCUAUGAUAUUAUUAUUAUUAUUAUUAUUAUUAUACAUAUUAUAUAUAUAUAUAUAUUUGCAUAUAUACAUACAUUCCUAGAUUUGUUCUGUAAAUAAAUAAUUAAAUCGUUUAUAUAAAAUUUGUUUUUGUUUCGAUUUGUUUUUUUUUAUUGUAAUCCAAUGAUCGUAUUAUAUUAAUAUGUAUUAUUUAGUAGAUAUUAUUUAGUUAUCUAUAUACAUUUAUAUAUAUAUAUAUUAUAUAUGUAUACGUGUACCUAUGUAUAAUGUAUAUUAUAUAUAUAUGUAUAGAUAUAUAUUUAUAAUAUAUAUAAUAUAUCUAUAUAGUGGAUGUAAUAAUUUUAAUUUAGUACCUAUAUCAAACAAUUCUUUGUAAAAUGAUCGUUGUAUAUUGAUUGAAAAAGAAAUCAGCAUGUUAUUGUUACAUAAUAAUAAAAAUUUGAAAAAAAAACUAAAAAAAAAAAAAAAAACAUUAAAUAUAUAAUGCUAAAAAUUGUUUUGAUUUUUUUUUUUUGUAAAAUGCAAAUGUUCGUUUGAAUAAAAGUGUUUUUAUUAAUAACUAAAAA
Messenger RNA from Metopolophium dirhodum (rose-grain aphid), 9357 nucleotides. RefSeq names its product potassium voltage-gated channel protein Shaker (gene shaker). Gene Ontology annotation, molecular function: protein binding; delayed rectifier potassium channel activity. Gene Ontology annotation, biological process: potassium ion transmembrane transport; protein homooligomerization. NCBI's taxonomy places the organism in Eukaryota, Metazoa, Arthropoda, Insecta, Hemiptera, Aphididae. The coding region runs from base 849 to 2591 and encodes 580 amino acids. The transcript has 9 exons. Gene Ontology annotation, cellular component: voltage-gated potassium channel complex; membrane. The record is from RefSeq and is a predicted model, not a curated record.